Morchella importuna is the source of this 2430-nucleotide messenger RNA. RefSeq lists its product as uncharacterized. Lineage: Eukaryota; Fungi; Ascomycota; Pezizomycetes; Pezizales; Morchellaceae. Bases 1 to 2430 code for a protein of 809 amino acids. Gene Ontology annotation, molecular function: voltage-gated chloride channel activity. The record is from RefSeq and is a predicted model, not a curated record. Gene Ontology annotation, biological process: transmembrane transport; chloride transport. The transcript is spliced from 6 exons. Gene Ontology annotation, cellular component: Golgi apparatus; membrane; early endosome.
AUGGCCCCCGCCCCACCGCUCCUCAGCUUCGCCUCCUCCACAACCUCCUCGCGCACCUCCACGCCGCCCGACCCCAACCCCAACCCCGACCCCAGCACCGCGCCCGACACCGACACCGACACCAACGACCCUCCUCUCAUUCAAGCGCCGCGUCCCCCAAACCCGCUACACCCUCUUCCCACCCACGCACACACCCACGCACCCCGCCUCCUCCUUCCCUCUCUCCCCCUCCCCUCCCCCUCCCCCACCGCCGCCCACUUCGCCGACGACGUCGACACCCCCGGCCGGCGCGUCUACGACGACCUCACGGCCAUCGACUGGAUCUUCGAGUACGCCAAAGAGCGCCUGCGCACGCGGUCGCUCUCGGGCCUCGGCCGCCUCCUCGACGCGAGCCAGGUGUGGGUUGUGCUGCUGUGCACGGGUGUUGCGGCCGGCUUGAUUGCCGCGGGGAUCGAUAUUGCGACUAAUUGGUUGGGGGAUUUGAAGCAUGGGUAUUGCGGCGGCGCGUUUUAUCUCAGUAGGAGGUUUUGCUGUUUGGGGCUUGAGGCGGGGGAGACGUGUAGGGAGUGGGUUCCGUGGAGGGCGGCGGUGGGCGCGGCGAGGAGCGGGUAUGUGGUGGAGUAUUUCUUCUAUAUUGUCUUUUCCAUCCUCUUCGCCGCCACAGCCAGCGUGCUCGUCGGCACCUACGCCAUCUACGCAAAGCACUCCGGCAUCCCCGAGAUCAAGACCGUGCUGGGCGGCUUCGUGAUCCGCCGCUUCAUGGGCGCCCAGACACUCAUCAUAAAGUCACUCGGCCUGUGCCUCGCCGUCGCCUCCGGCCUCUGGCUAGGGAAGGAGGGCCCCCUCGUGCACGUAGCCUGCUGCUGCGCCAACAUCCUCAUGAAGCCGUUCCCCUCGCUGUCUAAGAACGAGGCACGUAAGCGCGAGGUCCUCUCUGCCGCCUCCGCUGCUGGCAUCUCAGUCGCGUUCGGCUCGCCCAUCGGCGGGGUCCUCUUCUCGCUCGAGCAGCUCUCCUACUACUUCCCCGACAAGGCCAUGUGGCAGUCGUUCGUGUCGGCCAUGGUGGCGGCCGUCACGCUGCAGUUCAUGAACCCGUUCCGCACGGGCAAGCUCGUGCUGUACCAGGUCAAGUACACGCGCGGCUGGCACGACUUUGAGAUCAUCCCGUUCGCAGUGCUGGGCGUGAUCGGCGGGCUCUACGGCGCCUUCUUCAUCCGCCUCAACAUGCGCAUCGCGCAGUACCGCAAGACCACCAUCAUCCGCAAGUACCCCAUCACCGAGGUGACCAUCGUCGCGCUCAUCACGGCGCUCAUCAACUUCCCCAUCAUCUUCAUGCGGCCGUCGCCCUCUGCGCUCGUCGCAGACCUGUUCCAGGAGUGCUCAAAGACCACCGAAGACCCGCUCGGCCUGUGCGUUGACAAGACCGCGCCGCCCAUCAUCCUGCUGCUGCUCUCCUCCGUGCUCGGCAUCCUCCUCGCCUCCGCCACCUUCGGCCUACAGGUCCCCGCGGGCAUCAUCCUCCCCAGCAUGGCCAUCGGCGCGCUCUACGGGCGCAGCAUGGGCAUGGUUCUGCAAGCCUUCCAGCGCACGCACCCCACCUCCUGGAUCUUCAGCUCCUGCACGCCCGACGUCGAAUGCGUCACCCCGGGCGUCUUCGCCAUCAUCGGCGCCGCCUCCGCCCUCGGCGGCGUCACACGCAUGACCGUGUCCAUCGUCGUCAUCAUGUUCGAGCUCACGGGCGCACUAACCUACGUCCUCCCCAUCAUGAUCGCCGUGAUGCUGUCCAAAUGGGUCGGCGACGCGUUCGGCAAGCGCGGCAUCUACGAGUCCUGGAUCCGCUUCAAGCAAUACCCCUUCCUCGACAACCGCGAGGACCCCGUGCCCGACGUCGCCGUCAGCGAGGUCAUGACCCGCACCGAGGACCUCAUCGUCAUCACCGAGCAAGGGAACACGCUCGCAGCACUCGACGCCCUGCUCGCGACGCAGCCGUACAAGGGCUUCCCCGUCGUCACCGACACGCGCGACGCAGUCCUCGUCGGGUACAUCUCGCGGUCGGAGCUGCGCUCACCGGCGGCGGUGGCGGGGUCGCCGUUCCCGAUGACGCCGAGGGUGCGCGGGGAUGCGGGCGUGGUGGAUUUGAGGGCUUGGAUGGACGCGACGCCGAUCACGCUGGCGCCCGGGGCGAGUCUGUUGUUGGUGGCGGGGCUGUUCCAGAAGUUGGGGUUGAGGUAUGUUUUGUUUGCGCGGCAUGGGGUGCUGCAGGGGCUGCUGACGAAGAAGGAUGUUUUUGAGGUUUUGAACGGGGAGGAGGAGGGGGAGGCGGCGGGGAGGUUGGGUGGUGGGGGUGGGGAGGGGGCGAGGUUGUUGGUGGAGGGGGAGGAGGGGUGGGAUAGAGAAGGGGAAGGGGAGGGGGUGGAGAUGAGGCUGUAG